CAUCAUCAUCAUCAUCAUCUUCUUGUUUGGGUAAUUGGGUUUUGAUUAAAAAGUGAAGAGAAUGCCUCUGACGGUGUUGGACGCGAAUAUCUCCAGCUUCGACAGCGUGUUUGAGAAAUUCAGAGCAGAAGCACCAAAGAAUAAGGCCAAUCUCAUCCUCUUCUUGGCUGACAAAGACCCUGCCACUUCUCUCAGUUGGUGUCCAGAUUGUGUGAGAGCUGAACCUGUAAUCUACAAAAAGCUGGAAGCUGCACCCGGUGAUGUCGCACUUCUGAGAGCAUAUGUUGGAGAUAGACCAACAUGGAGGACUCCUCAACACCCAUGGAGAGUGGACUCAAGGUUUAAGGUUACUGGAGUUCCAACACUCAUCCGCUGGGAAAAUGAUGCUGUCAAGGGUCGCCUUGAAGACUAUGAAGCGCAUGUUGAAAAGAAGAUCGACACACUUGUUUCCGGAAAUUAAGUUUUUAUAAUUCCAACAGAAAGAUGUUUGAAUUUCCAUGUGUUAUGUGACUUGUUAGACUUCAUGUCAAAGUUUAGCACCAAUGGAAAUUGGGAAAUAAAUGUUCCAUGCUAGGAAUGUGUGAUUCACAAUUUAGGUAUUAAAGGAUGUGUUGCAGUUGGCAGUAGCCAAUUGUUCUGAAUUCUUCUGCCAA
Rosa rugosa (rugosa rose) is the source of this 653-nucleotide messenger RNA. RefSeq names its product thioredoxin-like protein Clot. The transcript has 2 exons. Gene Ontology annotation, molecular function: protein-disulfide reductase [NAD(P)H] activity. Lineage: Eukaryota; Viridiplantae; Streptophyta; Magnoliopsida; Rosales; Rosaceae. Bases 62 to 460 code for a protein of 132 amino acids. The record is from RefSeq and is a predicted model, not a curated record. Gene Ontology annotation, cellular component: cytosol.